Molecule: messenger RNA, 3025 nt
Organism: Chelonus insularis
Lineage: Eukaryota; Metazoa; Arthropoda; Insecta; Hymenoptera; Braconidae
Gene: Madm
Product: MLF1-adaptor molecule
Exons: 11
Coding region: 259-2085 (608 amino acids)
Biological process (GO): protein phosphorylation; intracellular signal transduction
Cellular component (GO): cytoplasm; endomembrane system
Molecular function (GO): protein serine/threonine kinase activity; ATP binding
Source: RefSeq, a predicted model, not a curated record
AAUAAUAAUAAUAAUAAUAAUAAUAAUAAUAAUAAUAAUAAUAAUAAUGAAAUUUCAAGUGUAUACUCAUAUUAAGAGAUUACAAUAAAUAAAGCAUACUUUGAUAAUUCGUUAUAACAGUAUAUACUUAUACAUAUAUAUAUAGCAAUAUCAAAUGAACGGAUAACGAAUUAAUACAACAUUUCUUGUGUACCAAUGAGUUUAGCAGCGGCGGUAUUACUCAUUUUAGUGAUUAUUCAUUGAAAAGUUGUUUGUGUAAUGCCUGGGAGCCGCUCUAGUACAGACCUAGAACAUAAAUCACCGCGCGAAAGUGGUGAAGAUUCUGAAGAUGAGAGUGAAAUUUUGGAGGAGAGUCCUUGUGGACGAUGGCUAAAAAGAAGAGAAGAGGUGUAUGUCGGUUCAAAAUCAAUUCCAACAGAAGGGUCAAACAGUUCAAGAGCAAUGGAAAAAAAAGUUUCUGAAUUAGAGGUUGGACAGCGAGAUGUACCGGGAAUAGAUUGUGCUUAUUUGGCUAUGGAUACAGAAGAAGGCGUUGAAGUUGUAUGGAAUGAAGUACAAUUUUCAGAAAGAAAAGAUUUUAAAGCUCAAGAAGAAAAGAUACAGCUUGUUUUUGAAAAUUUAAUACAAUUGGAGCAUCCAAGUAUUGUCAAAUUUCAUAGAUAUUGGACAGAUACACAUAAUGAUAAACCACGGGUUAUUUUCAUUACGGAGUACAUGUCAUCUGGAUCAUUAAAACAAUUUUUGAAACGCACAAAACGCAACGUUAAGAAGUUACCGUUACAAGCAUGGAAACGAUGGUGUACACAAAUAUUAUCGGCAUUAAGUUAUCUACAUUCUUGUUCUCCACCAAUAGUUCAUGGAAAUCUGACUUGUGAUACUAUAUUUAUUCAACAUAAUGGACUUGUUAAAAUUGGCUCAGUUGCACCCGAUGCAAUUCAUCACGAUGUAAAAACUUGUAGGACAAAUGUUAAAAAUAUACACUUUGUUGCACCCGAAUAUGGAAAUUCAUUAACACCAGCUAUUGACAUAUAUUCAUUUGGUAUGUGUGCACUUGAAAUGGCUGCAUUGGAAAUACAAGGGAAUGGAGAUUCCGGUACAAUAGUAACAGAAGAAAAUAUACAAAAAACUAUUGAAUCAUUAGAUGACUUUCAACAGAAAGAUUUUAUUCGAAAAUGUCUUCAAAUUGAUCCACUUAGUAGACCAAGUGCUAGAGAAUUAUUAUUUCAUCCAAUUUUAUUCGAAGUGCCGUCACUUAAAUUACUCGCAGCUCAUGCUCUGGUCAAUUCUUCAGCUACAAAUACGUCAGAAACAAUUACGGAUGAAGUUCUUCAAAGAUUGUAUGGACCAGAUACAGUAGUUGCUGAAAUUAAAUGUCAAGGUCAACUACCUCAACAAAUUAGAUUGAGUGACAUAUCUGUAACGGAAAAAUUAGAAAAAUUUGUUGAAGAUGUUAAAUAUGGAAUUUAUCCUUUGACUGCAUUUAUGGCUAAAUUACCUCCUCCUCCAGUACGGCCCAGAGCAAUAUCUCCUGAAGUAACCGAAUCUGUAAAAUCAGUAACGCCAGAGCCUUUAAAUCCGGAAUCACGUAGAAUCGUUCACAUGAUGUGUAACGUCAAACCAAGUGAUGACAGCUCUGAACUUAAUAUGACUAUAUUAUUACGAAUGGACGAUUCGAUGAAUAGGCAACUAACAUGUCCCGUAAAUGAAAUAGAUACACCACUUCUUCUUGCACAAGAACUCGUACAUUACGCUUUUAUCAAUGAGAGUGAUCGUGAUACUUUGGCACAUUUAAUUGAAGAAACAUUGAGAAGUUAUUCCAACAAACAAAAAAUGCGACCUGGAAUGGUAUCAUUAGCAAAUUUACCUAAUCAAGCUCCUUUAUUACUUCCAGUAGAAUUGGAAUUAUCUCGCAGAAAGGAUAAUUGUUUAAAUGAUAUUACAUCUUCUUCAAUAAUAGCUAAUAGUGAUGAUGAAAAAAAAUUGUUGCAACAUGAAUCGUUAUCUAAAUUGAAUUCUUAUGUUGGAAAGUGUACAAAUUUAGAUGGAGAUGUAAUACAUUCGACGAGUGAAAGCGGUAGCAGUUAACUAAAUGUAAAGGAUUCUAAAUAUGUAAUUUAAACUUUAAUUUUUGUCCUAAUGCGCGUGUGAUUGUUAGACUGGUUAUGUAUUUUUAUAUAUUCAAAGUGAAGGCAAUAAUGAACAAAUAAUAAUAACACUCGAAUGUGCCCUGAUAAUGAUAAUGGUGUUGGGGAAUACCUUCCGUUAUAAAUAAAUAUAUAUAUAUACAUAUUCAUACGUCAAAACAAAAAAAACUGCUAUAGUAAUAAUAAUUGGUAAAUCACAGUGCUUAUUGUAAAUAACAACAAAUUUUUAAUACUUUUACCAUAAUUUUAUUAGAUCCUUAUAUUAUUUUUGUCUUUAUAAUUAAAAAAACGCAACAAUCCCAUUUUUAAACAGCAUGCAACAUAUGAUGAUAGUAAAAAUUAAUAAUGUCAAUGACUAGUAAUAUUAGAAGACAUACAAAUUUUAUAAAUUCUAUAAUACCUUACGAUAUUAUCAUCAUAAUAAAUUGCAAAAUAUCAAAUAUAUAAAAUAUUUGUAAAUGAUUUACAUAUAUUUUUAAGUCUGUUGAGAGAAUAAACUAGUCAUACAUAUAACACAUAAGCGCGUAUAAUAUUUGAAGAUUAAGUAAUAAAUUUAAAUUUCUACAUUCUGUGAAUGCUGUUAUGCAUUCUGUGUUAAAAAAAAAGAAAAUAAUGGUUUAGUGUAUAACAUAUUUGUUAAAAAAUGGAAACGUGGCAAACAUCUUUUAGUCAUUAGCAUCAAUUAAUUAUAUAACUGUAAUUUGGCUUUAGUUAUACUUUAUAUAUAACUAAACUACGGCAUUAUCGUCAACAAAUAGCUUUAUAAUUAUUGAAAUUAUAAUUAAAAGAAAUUUGGAAAGUGAAUGACGACUGAAUUGUUGAUAUUAUAAGACGACAGGGUUGUACAAUAAAAAUAAAUAUUAUAAUUCGCAGAUAUAAAA